Molecule: messenger RNA, 1465 nt
Organism: Aegilops tauschii subsp. strangulata
Lineage: Eukaryota; Viridiplantae; Streptophyta; Magnoliopsida; Poales; Poaceae
Biological process (GO): regulation of DNA-templated transcription
Molecular function (GO): DNA binding
Source: RefSeq, a predicted model, not a curated record
UUCCUAGCCAGAGUAGAACCCUAGCAGCAGAUCGGGCAGCCGCCGGCCGGGAUGGAGGGGCUCGACGUCGACGACGUCUUCCACCACUACCGGCUGAGCCCUACGGAAGUGGAGGCCGUCACCUACUACCUGCCACGCCUCCUCUCCGGCGAGACGCUGCACGGCGCCAACAAGCUCAUCCACCGCGUCGAAAUCUCCGGCUGCGAGCCCAAGGAUCUGGCCGCCCGAUACGCGCCCGCGCCGCAGGCCGUGAGCAGCGGCGAUCGGUUCUUCUUCACCACAUGCAAGAGCAAGAACGGGAGCAAGCUCCAGAGCGUGCGCGGCGCCGGCAGCGGCACCUGGAGCAUCCAGAAGACCACGGAGAUUUGCCACGCGGGAUGCAAGGUCGGCGAGAUCAAGAACCUCUCCUUCAAGAAGAAGGGCAAGUCCACCGGCUGGGUCAUGGAGGAGUACCGGUGCCUGCUGCCGGAGGCCACCGUCAGCGACGGGGUGAAGGUGUUCUGCAAGAUGCACUUGGCUCAGCAUGCUCCUGACGCGGCCCGCCAGGAAUCGGAAGCGUACAAGCUUCAGCAACAGCAACGAGAGGCCGUGACCCCGAGCACGCACGCGCAGAAGAGGCCAGCGCCGGCUGCCGCCGCCGAUCCUCAUCCGCCGCGCCCCAAGAAGAGGAUGCGCGGUGCCGUCCCCGUCCCAGGACCUGCCACACCGUCGUUCUUGAUGUAUGAUGAUGCAGCCAGAGCAUCAUCCGAGUCCACUACAGCAUCCAACCACUCUGACGUUGCUUCUUCCUCCCAGUCAGAUGUGCUGGAGUCCACCCAAUCAGUUGUGCUGGAGUCUGUCAAGCAUUACAGCCAACAACAGAUUGUUCCUGAGGCUGGCUCAAGCAUUGCAAGGAGCUCAUCUGAAGAGGAUGUCUUUGAGCCGGAUGGGGAGGCAGAUGGUUUUGAUAUCGAAGAACUAAUGAGAAUGAUGGAAGCCGACCCAAUUGAAGUUGAGCCGGUCACUGGAACCAACACUGGCGUGGAGAUGGGCCAACAGGAACCUCUGUACCUGGAUGCCUUGGACCAAGGCGUGCUGGAGGGUAUGCUGCAGUCCGAUUGCCCUGCCUUCCAUGAUGCUGACAAGGAGAAGAGGUACAAUGCCGCGUCGGAUCUUGACGCCCCAUCGCUGCUUCAGGGACAGGACCACUUGUUCAAACCGCGGCCGUGCUCCUUUGAUCCAUUUGAAGCAGCGUGGAAUGACGAAGAGGCGCUCGAGAAGGAGAAGAGGUACAAUGCUGCGGCCAAUCUUCACGCUGGAGGGCACAGCAACUUCUUCUCGCCUGCAAGUGUCUAUUAAAUCCGAUGUUGAAGUUCUUCUCAAAGUGUAUACGAGGAUACUCACUGGCUGAUGUAUUAGUUCGUCCAUGUACGAUCGCCACGGAUGUACCUCUGAGCAAUUUGCUCCAAUUGUUCAUGCAAGCUAG